CAGUCCGCCUGCCCGUGACCCAUGUCCCGCCGCAAGGCCGGCUGCAUGCCUCGCCGAAGAGAGCCCGCUCCCGCCGCCAACUCAGACGACGAGAUGGAGAUGCCGGACCUCUUCAUCGAUGUGAAGCUCGAGCCGGACCCGCGGCCCCUACAGGCCCGGCGGCUAGGGCCCUUCAACCCGAAGGAAAUGCCCGCGCCGGGGCGGUUCGAGGGCGAACCCCGCCACUCCCCCGGCCCCGUGCCCGCUGGCGGCCUCUUCCACGCCCUGGGCCUGCGCAACCAGUGGGCGCCGUGGACGCCGCUGACCCCGCACCUUCCCGACCGCCAGCCGUGGACCGACAAACACCCAGAUCUGUUGACCUGCGGCCGCUGCCUGCAGACUUUCCCGUUGGAGGCCAUCACUGCUUUCAUGGACCACAAGAAGCUGGGCUGUCAGCUCUUCAGAGGCCCCAGCCCCUGCCAGAGCUCAGAACGCGAGGACCUGAAGGCCUUGAGCUGCCUCCGCUGCGGCCGACAGUUCACAGGAGCCUGGAAACUGCUGCGCCACGCCCAGUGGGACCACGGACUGUCCAUCUACCAGACGGAACCCGAGGCCCCAGAGGCCCCGCUGCUGGGCCUGGCCGAGGUGGCUGCUGCCGUGUCGGCGGUGGCGGGGCCAGAAGCCGAGGCCAAGGGCCCCCGGCUGGGUUCCACCCGACGGAGCCCCACCUGCCCCGUGUGCAAGAAGACCCUCAGCUCCUUCAGCAACCUGAAGGUGCACAUGCGCUCGCACACUGGCGAGCGGCCCUACGCCUGUGACCAGUGUCCCUAUGCCUGCGCCCAGAGCAGCAAGCUCAACCGCCACAAGAAGACCCAUCGGCAGCAGCUACAGCCCCAGAGCCCCUGCGUGGCCGAUGCCAGUCGGGAGCAGGCCUCCGCUGCCCCUCCGGAGCCGGCCGCCCAUGCCGCCGCCCCGGCCAGCAUCCUCCAGUGCAGCGGCGGAGAGGGGGCCGGAGCAGCCGCCACGGCGGGGGUCCAGGAACCUGGGGCUCCUGGCGGUGGGGCCCAGGUGGGCCCCGGCGUGGACGGCUGGGGAGCUGACACCAAGGAGCAGAGAACUGACCCCGAGAAGAACCAGAAGACGUCACCCAAGAAGACGCUGAAGCCAGCGGGCAAGAGCCGGGGCCCCGGGCCCGGGGGCAGCUGCGAGUUCUGCGGGAAGCAUUUCACCAACAGCAGCAACCUGACGGUGCACCGGCGCUCGCACACGGGCGAGCGGCCCUACGCCUGCGAGCUCUGCUCCUACGCCUGCGCCCAGAGCAGCAAACUCAACCGCCACCGCCGCAUGCACGGCCUGGGGCCUGGCGGGCCCCGCUUCAAGUGCCCCCACUGCUGCGUGCCCUUCGGCCUGCGGGCCACCCUGGACAAGCAUCUGCGGCAGAAGCACCCCGACGUGGUUGGGGAUGCCUGAGCCGCGGGAAUGCCCCCUGCGGUCCCCCGCACCGCCGUGAACCGCUUCUGUGACCUCCCUGUCCUUCCCCUGCAAGUAAAUCCUCCCUCCCCACAGUUA
Aethalodelphis obliquidens (Pacific white-sided dolphin) is the source of this 1548-nucleotide messenger RNA. RefSeq names its product zinc finger protein 296 (gene ZNF296). Gene Ontology annotation, biological process: regulation of transcription by RNA polymerase II; negative regulation of dendrite development. Gene Ontology annotation, molecular function: RNA polymerase II cis-regulatory region sequence-specific DNA binding; DNA-binding transcription factor activity. The record is from RefSeq and is a predicted model, not a curated record. Lineage: Eukaryota; Metazoa; Chordata; Mammalia; Artiodactyla; Delphinidae. Gene Ontology annotation, cellular component: nucleus. The transcript has 3 exons. Bases 22 to 1449 code for a protein of 475 amino acids.